Molecule: messenger RNA, 1845 nt
Organism: Geodia barretti
Lineage: Eukaryota; Metazoa; Porifera; Demospongiae; Tetractinellida; Geodiidae
Source: the annotation of a GenBank genome assembly
GCCCAAGCAUUGGGUCGAGGCUAGCGGUAAGGUGCAGAGAGAUGUUGGUGCAAAUCCCUAGCAUUUCGGACGCCGUCGACGACCGCGGACGCCUCUACAAGGUGUUCAAUAUCUACAUCGGAGGACACUACCACUGCUCCCUGCGGUACUCCCAUCUCCUCCACUUCAGCCAAGAGCUGGGGAGGAACUUUGACACAUCCGGACUUGAUGAGUUUCCUACCAAAAGAGUGUUCUCACUCACAGCGGCCCAGCUGGAUGAGAGGAGAGCUGGGCUAGAGAGGUACCUUCACUCUGUCUGUCAGGACAGGGUUAUUCAGCAAAGUGACAUGCUGAAAGAGUUUCUCGUGGCAGCUCAAAAGGCAUCCAGUGGGGUCACUGAUGAAGAUGUUUCCAUGGAGAUAUUCCUGAUCAACGGGAACUCUGUGACAAUCUCAGGACAGUCUUUCUCACGAUCUGAUGAAGUUUUAGAGAGAGCAGUUGUGAAGAUAGGAGCGGAUCCUUCGCUGACUUACUACUUCUCUCUCUUCCUGGAGGAGGAGACUGGAGACGGCUGGACAUUGUACCGUCAUCUACAGGACCAUGAAGCUCCAUUUGUCUCUCUCAAGACCGUCAAUUCCAACGGCUCCUUCAGGAUCACAGUCAGAAUGAGUUUCUGGGGGCCUGAGAUGGUGUCUGGAGUGCUAGCUGACGAGGCUGCCACUAACUUGCUCUAUAUUGAAACCAUAGACCACAUCACCAAAGGGGAGUGGGAGGUGGGGAAGGAGGUGAAGGAAAAACUAGCAGAACUCGGAGCCAAAUCACUCAAGAAAGAGUACAUGGAGACUGCAUCCACCAUCCCCCAGUUUGCCUACCAACAAAUGGAAGGAUUGACAUUUGACCAUCCCUCUGAAGAUCUGCAUGGAUUUGCCCGCAUCGGCCGAAGAGAGAUUGUGACAUAUACCACUGAGGGAGAGGGAGAAUGGGGCGGGGCACAGGGUCACGGGGUGCGUUGUCGUAGUUACCAACUAACCAGGAUUCGCUGCUGGAAAGUCGGCUACUGGGAGAGUGGAGAAAAGUGGCUGGCAUUUCACUAUCACCAUGGCGACACAGAGGAGGACUUUGUGUGGGUUCGUUUGGUUGGCAAGGCAACCAUCUUUCUCACCCUUUGUAUCCAGUCAGCAGUCAAUGAACUGAUUCGAGUGAGCCAAUAUUAUCAUGGACUGGGGGGGCACUUUGUGUGCUACGUAUACUCUCAUACCCCCAAUAUAUAUUAAUACAUGUGAUGAGUUAUUGCGUUUGUGUUGUGGUUCGUGUGAUUCGUGCAGAUAAAGAGAAAGCAGAGUGUUAGGUUGCCAAGCGACGGUAGCCAGAGAAGGAAGACUGCUCUGCCCAUCGUCAAGUUUCACGUCUCCUCACAGAACACAGGCAGUCGCAGGGAGAGUGAGGCCUCCCAGGGGUCAGAGGUAACAGAUGGACCUGAAGAGAUGAGCAGUGGAGACCUGGGGAAAGGAGGGGCAGGAGCCGAGAGGAGUGCUGUCUGUGGGAUGGACCUGGACACCAAGACUGCCACUGUCAAAUUCUCAAAGACAUCAGAAGAAAACUCAUUUGCCGACGGAACAGAAGAUGACAUAUAAACAGCACCCAUUGUUAUGUUUUUAUUUUUGCCUUCCACCCUGAGUUAGAGUUUUCUGUCUUUUUAUCCUGUAAACUAGCAAUUUUUUAACUUUGAUUUGUUGUGUCACGUAACUCGUGAGUGAAAAAACACGCAGUAAAUAGCAUCACCUGCAUAGUCUGAAAGCUGUUAUACUACUAGUUUUGCUAUAAUAAUAGUGUGGCUAAAACAAGUGACCAGUGCAUCAGGAGGGC